AAAGUUGGCGAAGAAGCGCAAGGAGACUCUGAACAGCACGAGACAGGAGAUGACGGUGAUGGUGAACUCAAUGGACAAGAGCUACACGGAGCAGGGAACCAACUGUGAUGAAGCGCUGUCAUUCAUGGACACACACAACCUCAACGGACGCUCCGGAUCUUCUCUGUGUUCUCUGACAGUGAAGACGAACACGAUGAGCAGCAGCAUCCCAAACACGUAUUACCCAGACCCCUUCGUUCCCACCGCGAUCUUAGUCCCCAUUAAUGACGAGACUCAAACCCUGACCAGUGACACCAGCAGCCUGGUGCAGUCACACACACACACACACUCGUCGCACACACACUCGCUGUGCAAGCGCGAGGCCGUGGACGUGCCGUACCACACGGGCCAGCUGCAUCCCGCCAUCCGCGUGGCCGACCUUCUGCAGCACAUCACGCAGAUGAAAUGCGCCGAGGGCUACGGCUUCAAAGAGGAGUAUGAGAGCUUCUUCGAGGGUCAGUCUGCCCCCUGGGAUUCAGCCAAGAAAGAAGAGAACCGCAUGAAGAACCGUUAUGGAAACAUCAUCGCUUGUGCGUAUCAGUCCGAUCUCGAGCAGCUUCUGUUGGAGAUCAUUUGCUCGUGUGAAGCAGAAGCAUCUCCUCAGAUGUCACGCAGAGAGAGACCGAUGCAGGAGACCGCCAUCGACUUCUGGAGGAUGUUGUGGCAGGAGAACACGGCAACCAUCGUCAUGGUGACCAACCUGGUGGAAGUUGGCAGGGUGAAGUGCUGUAAGUACUGGCCAGACGACACCGAGAUCUACAGAGACAUCAAGGUGACGCUGAUCGAGACGCAGCUUCUGUCCGAGUACGUCAUCAGAACGUUUGCGGUGGAGAAGCGAGGAGCUCACGAGAUCCGUGAGAUCAGUCAGUUUCAUUUCACCGGUUGGCCGGAUCACGGCGUUCCGUAUCACGCCACGGGUCUGCUGGGAUUCGUGCGGCGGGUCAAAGCCAAAUCCCCCACCAACGCCGGACCCAUCGUGGUCCACUGCAGCGCGGGGGCGGGGCGAACGGGCUGCUUCAUCGUGAUUGACAUCAUGCUGGACAUGGCGGAGCGGGAAGGAGUCGUCGACAUCUAUAACUGCGUGAGAGAGCUGCGAUCGCGCAGAGUCAACAUGGUCCAGACCGAGGAGCAGUAUGUCUUCAUUCAUGACGCCAUCUUGGAGGCGUGUCUCUGCGGCGACACCACCAUCCCAGCCAAUCAGCUUCGCUCGGUUUACUACGACAUGAACCGAUUGGAUCCUCAGACCAACUCCAGUCCAAUCAAAGAGGAGUUCAGGACGCUGAACAUGGUGACUCCGACGCUGCGUGUGGAGGACUGUAGCAUCGCUCUGCUGCCGCGGAACCAUGAGAAGAACCGCUGCAUGGAUGUGCUUCCUCCGGACCGCUGCCUGCCCUUCCUCAUCACCAUCGACGGAGAGAGCAGCAACUACAUCAACGCCGCGCUCAUGGACAGCUACAAGCAGCCGUCUGCGUUCAUCGUUACCCAGCAUCCUUUGCCAAACACAGUGAAGGACUUCUGGCGUGUCUGUUGUUCUGGUGGACUCGUACGAGAUCAGCAGUGUGUUUCUGCUCGAUCACUGAAUCUCAGCAGGACCACGAGUCUGUUUAUGAACGGCGGCGGUCGCAGCGGGACGUUUUGUGCCAUCAGCAUCGUGAGUGAAAUGCUGCGGCAUCAGCGCUCGGUCGACGUGUUUCACGCCGUCAAAACCCUGCGGAACAACAAGCCCAACAUGGUGGAUCUGCUGGAUCAGUACAAGUUCUGCUAUGAAGUGGCUUUAGAGUAUCUGAACUCAGGCUAAUGGACCGACGCUCCGUGUGUGAGUGUGUGUGUGUGUGUGUGUGUGUGUGUGUGUGA
Molecule: messenger RNA, 1893 nt
Organism: Sinocyclocheilus anshuiensis
Lineage: Eukaryota; Metazoa; Chordata; Actinopteri; Cypriniformes; Cyprinidae
Product: receptor-type tyrosine-protein phosphatase mu-like
Exons: 17
Biological process (GO): protein dephosphorylation
Molecular function (GO): protein tyrosine phosphatase activity
Source: RefSeq, a predicted model, not a curated record